Molecule: messenger RNA, 1338 nt
Organism: Styela clava
Lineage: Eukaryota; Metazoa; Chordata; Ascidiacea; Stolidobranchia; Styelidae
Source: RefSeq, a predicted model, not a curated record
AUGGAGUCCGAAACAUUUCAUAAAUUUGCUCAAGUUGCCUCAAGCACAGGAGCAGAUGAUGUGGAGUUUAGCGACUGUAAUCUGACAAGUGAAAAACUGAAUGCAUUUGCACAGGGAGCCAUCAAACUUGGUUUGAAAAUCAAUCAAUUUUUCCUAUCAGACAAGACUAUGGAGUCCAAAACAUUUCAUAAAUUUGCUCAAGUUGCUUCAACUACAGGUUCGAAUACGGUGAAGAUUUGCAACUGUAAUCUGACGAGUGAAAAAAUCAAUGCUUUUGCACAAGGAGCAACUGAUUCCGGUUUGAAAAUCAAUACUUUAAGCCUAAUUGACGGGACCGUGGAGUUCGAAGCAUUUCAUAUAUUUGCACAAGUUGCCUCAACUGUUGAAACAAGUGAAGUGCAGUUUAUCGAAUCUAAUCUGACAAAUGAAAAACUGAAGGCAUUUGCACAAGGAGCAACUGAUUUCAAUUUGAAAAUCGAUCGCUUUGCCCUAUCUGACAAGACCAUGAAGUCCGAAGCAUUUCAUAAAUUUGCUCAAGUUGCUUCAACUACAGGAGCAAAUAUAAUGCAGUUUAGCAACUGUAAUCUGACGAGUGAAAAACUGAAUGCAUUUGCACAGGGAGCCACCGAUUUCGGUUUGAAAAUCAAUUGUUUAUUCGAAGACAAUACCAUGGAGUGCGAAGCAUUCCACAAAGUCGCUGAGGUUGCGUCAACCACAAAAUCAGACAUACUGUUGUUCUGCAACUGCAAUCUGACAAGUGAAAAACUAAAUGCAUUUAGGACGGGAGCCAUUCAUUGUGACUUGAAAAUCAAUCAUUUGCACCUGCAAAACGAGGCCAUAGACACCGAAGCAUUCCAUGAAUUUUCUCAAGUUGCUUCAACUACAAAAGCAAAGACUGUGUAUUUUACCGACUGUAGUCUGACAAGUGAAAACCUGAAUGCAUUUGCACAGGGGGCGACUGAUAUUGGCUUAACAAUCAAACAAUUUGUCGUAUCAGACAAGACCAUGGAAUCCGAAGCGUUUCAUAAAUUUGCUGAAGUUGCCUCAACCAUAGGAGCGAAUAUGGUGCAAUUUGGCGACUGUAAUCUUACAAGUAAAAAACUGAAUGCAUUGGCACAGGGAGUUACUGAUUUCGGUUUGAAAAUCAAUACUUUAAGUCUAGUUGACAAGACCAUGGAGUUCGAAGCAUUUCAUAUAUUUGCACAAGUUGCCUCAACUGUUGAAACAAGUAAAGUGCAGUUUAGCGGCUGUAAUCUUACAAAUGUAAAACUGAAUGCAUUUGCGCAAGGAGCAACUGAAUCCAGUUUGAAAGCUACUCCUGUUAGAAGACUUAAUUAA